Molecule: messenger RNA, 2805 nt
Organism: Ascochyta rabiei
Lineage: Eukaryota; Fungi; Ascomycota; Dothideomycetes; Pleosporales; Didymellaceae
Exons: 1
Coding region: 1-2805 (934 amino acids)
Biological process (GO): lipid metabolic process
Molecular function (GO): triacylglycerol lipase activity
Source: RefSeq, a predicted model, not a curated record
AUGGCCGAUGUUGACAAAGCGAGCGACGGGCCCGCGCCCUACUCGCCCCACGCCUUCGACUUCACCCAGCUGCCCGACUACGACAACGACUUCGUGCGCGACGACGACUUCGUCCAGUUCGCCCGCGCCCUCGCCGCGCCCGAGACGUCGCCCUCGACCGAAGACGUCUCCGCCGCCCAGCCGCCCAGCACCCCGCGCUACUUCACCGCCCAGCACGACUGGCGCCCCGUCCACCAGCGCGUGCGGAAGCGCAGCAAGCCAAAGGCCGCCCCGCGCCGCGGCAAGGACGAGACACGCGAGGGCUUCGUCUACGUCCUGCUCAAGUGGCCGCUGCUGGUCAUCGUCCUGGGCUGGCUGCUGUUCCUGAGCAUCGCCUACGUCUUCACCCGCCUCUACAUCUACCUCUACGAGCACUGGGUCACAUGGCGCGGCACCCGCAACCGACUGCGCCACCAGCUGCAGAGCGCAACCACCUACGAGGAGUGGGUCCGCCGUGCCCAGGAGCUCGAUGCCUACCUCGGGAGCGACGUGUGGAAGAAGAAGCCCGAGUACGCCUACUACGACUGCAAGACCAUCAGGAGGGUCCACGACCAGAUGGUCAAGCUGCGCCAGCGCGCAGAGUCGGACGAGAAGGCCAAGUGGGACGACAAGGCCAAGUGGAACGAAAAGGCCAAGUGGAACGAAAAGGCCAAGUGGAACGAAAAGGCCAAGUGGAACGACAAGGCCAAGUCGGACGACAAGGCCAAGUCGGACGCAAAGACCGUCGACGGGAAACCAAAGGCCGUCGACGACCUGCGCGCCCUGAUGGAGGCGUGCAUCAAGAACAACUUUGUCGGCUUCGAGAACCCCAGGCUCUACAGCGAGACCUACUACGGCACAAAGGACCUCGUCCAGCACUUUGUCGACGAGGCCGCCACCUCCAUGGCCUUCCUCCUCCACACCAAGCAGCUCGCCGCCGACGACAAGCGGGACCUCUUCAAGCACCUCGGCAGCAAUUUUGGCCGUACCGCACUGUGUCUGAGCGGAGGAGCUACCUUUGCAUACUACCACUACGGCCUAGCAAAGGCGCUGCUCGACGCCAACCUGCUUCCAGACGUCAUCACGGGAACCUCUGGUGGAGCCCUCGUGGCAGCACUACUAGGCACGCGGACGGACGAUGAGCUGAAGAAACUCUUGGUCCCGGCUCUCGCCCACCGCAUCAAGGCCUCGCAGGACAGCACCUGGACGUGGGUGAGGCGAUGGUACAAGACGGGAGCACGCUUUGACGCCGUGCAAUGGGGCAAGGGAUGCUGUUGGAUGACCAGAGGCAGCAUGACCUUCAAAGAAGCCUACCAACGGACCGGCCGCAUCCUGAACGUCUCCUGCGUGCCCUCCGACCCCCACUCGCCCACCAUCCUCGCCAACUACAUCACUGCCCCCGACUGCGUCAUCUGGUCGGCAGUCCUCGCCUCAGCCGCCGUCCCCGGCAUCCUCAACCCCGUAGUCCUCAUGAAGAAGGACAAGGACGGCACGCUCUCCCCCUACUCCUUCGGCCACAAAUGGAAAGACGGCUCCCUGCGCACCGACAUCCCCCUCAAAGCCCUCAACCUGCACUUCAACGUCCGCUUCUCCAUCGUAUCGCAAGUAAAUCCCCACAUCAACAUCUUCUUCUUCUCCUCCAGGGGCUCCGUUGGCCGUCCCGUCACCCACCGAAGGGGCCGCGGUUGGCGUGGUGGCUUCAUUGGCAGCGCCAUUGAGCAGUACCUCAAGCUCGACCUGAACAAAUGGCUCAAAGUGCUGCGCCACCUGGAGCUCCUCCCGCGCCCGCUGGGCCAGGACUGGAGCGAGAUUUGGCUGCAGCGCUUCAGCGGCACCAUCACCAUCUGGCCCAAAUCCAUCCCGAGCGACUUCCUAUACAUCUUGUCAGAUCCAACCCCUGAAAGACUGGCCCGCAUGAUCCACGUCGGCCAGCAGUCGUGCUUCCCGACCUUGAAGUUCAUCGCGAAUCGCGCAAAACUGGAGAAGCAGAUCCAGGAGGGUCGGCGCCUGUACCGGCCUCGCGGACAGGCGCAGGACGGCAACGACCUGGUCAACAUGCUGUCCGAAGACGACCUGCGCGGUCUCCUCAAAGACACAAAGUCCUCCGACCCCAACGCCCCGUAUCCCGUCUCCGGCUCGGACAGCGACUCCACCAUCGGACUCAGCCGGCCAGGCUCGCCCGUCGACCUCCCGCUCGGCUUCAACUUUGCGCGCAGGAAAGCCCGCGGGCCCAGCCCCCUCAACACCAAGACCCCAGACCGGCAGGGCGACGCGCCAGACAGCCCCUCCCUCUCGCAGCGCCUGUCAGGGUGGUGGAGCACCAUGUCGCCCACUGCGACCAAGAACUCGACCGCCCUCAACUCGCCACAGACCAGACAUCGCCCCCUCGCGUCCCCGCCGCCGGGCUACGCGCUGCAUGACCGGCCCAACUCCAUGUUCGAGCUCCGCCCGCCGACGGAGCUGAUCCACCUGCAGGGCGGCUUCAGACGGCCGAGUCGCGCAGUAGCAGACGACGACGACGAUGACGCUGACGCUGACGAUGGCGAGGAGGGCAAUUCAGACCAAGAGCAACUCCACGCCGAGACUCGCAGGAGCCAGCAGCACCGCGGCGGGGGCCUUGGGGCCGGCGACGCACGCGCCGAGGACGUAGAGGAGCACUGGGGCGAUGACGAAGCAGACGGCGAUGGCGAUGACAACCACAACCACAACCACAACCGCAACCACAACCGCAACCACGAACUGCAGAGCGCAGCCGAGGGCCUGGGACUCGAAGGGCGUGCUUUGUAA